Molecule: messenger RNA, 1554 nt
Organism: Colletotrichum godetiae
Lineage: Eukaryota; Fungi; Ascomycota; Sordariomycetes; Glomerellales; Glomerellaceae
Product: ubiquitin-conjugating enzyme/RWD-like protein
Exons: 4
Coding region: 179-1348 (389 amino acids)
Source: RefSeq, a predicted model, not a curated record
GGGCUUCUUAUCACGAUAACGAAUUGAGCCGGCAGAAUUCCUUACCGCUUUUCUUGACCGCCCUUGCCUCACGCAUGAAUGAGACGUUGUUCAACACGUCUCAAGACGAGCUUCCUCUCAUCGCGGCAGAUUCAUCCUCACUGAAUUCUUUUUUUUGAUGCUUCGUAUAUAACCGAAAAUGGCGAGUCUAAGGAUGGGAAGUAUGCCGUCGUUGCGGCGACAGCAUCUCCUGGCCGAAUUCGCCGGUCUGAAGCAGGCUUGUCCGGAGGGGGUCUUUGUGAGCUUGACGCCAGGAGAUCCGAUGCUGUGGUCUGGCGUCAUGUUUGUGAGGCACGGACCCUACGCCACGGCCAUCCUGAGAUUUCAGAUUUCGUUUCCAGACACAUAUCCCCGACUACCGCCACUCGUUACCUUUUCAACAGACAUCUUCCACACCCUCAUCACACCAUUAACGACGUACAUGUACACCACCGACAUCCAGGACAACGGCACCGUCAGCGCCACCGACGCAGAGCGCUUGCCUCCCGGAGGCUUCAGUCUGCGACACGGAUUCCCUGCUUGGUUCGGACGGGGCAGCAAAAGCAACGCGGGCAGCCGACAGGUCAGCGGCCAGCAACAACCGCCCGCAACUCCAGCCAGAGGCGGCGGUGGACCAUCCAGCACUACCUCGACGCCGAGCUCAAAGGCGACGCCUCUCGGGGGUCGGCCGGGGUAUCUAGACACUUCAAGGCGGGAGGUCUCUACGUACGAGGUUUUGCGAUAUAUCCGGAGCACGUUCGACGACGAAAAGGUGCUGGACUCGGUGCCGCUCGAAGCCGCGGGGAACCCUGGCGCGUGGCACGCAUGGAGAUCACGGCAGCGGCAGGCGGGCAAGAGUUUCCCUGGCGAUCCGGUGCCACAAGAGAGGAAGGAGGAGGAGCAGGAGGGUGAGAAAGCGGCAGAGGCCGCCGACGAAUCUGCUCAGGAGAAGAAUGAAGGGGAAGGAGAAGGAGAAGAAAAAUUGGAGGAGGCGCCGCCUCCGCUGCCCGAAAGGAAGCCUUCCACAAGCGGGAGUGUUCACUCCAUCGUUAGGAAACCUAUCGGCAGUGCGCCUUCCGUCUCCAGAAAGCCUGGCGAAUGGAACUGGGAAGGUGUUUGGGAGGAUCGAGUGCAGAAGGGCAUUGCGACGUCGCUCUCUGAGGCGGUCUUGUAUGGGGCGACGUCGGGUGGCGAUGAUCUGAUCAACUUCCUUGCAAUGGAGGAAGGCGACGUGGACGCCGUGAGGGAAAACUUGCAGCGGACGUUGGGAAGCAGCUCGGCGACACCUGAGGAACGCAGAAGCAUGCAGGGCGUGCCUGCGGCGGAAUGAUGGAGUUGACUUUGCUUGAAAGCGACUACCUCCAAGACUUCAUGACAUUACCUACCUACGUUUCUGAGCAUGCACAUCCUCCUCCCUCUUUUGUGCGGAUGGGAUGUAGACGUGCCUGGGUACCUUAGCUUUAUUCUCUUCUUCCACGUAGCCUUACCACGUACAACCCUUCAACGACCCCUGAAUAAUAGAUCAUCAUUCCAGGA